AUGUACGACGAAUACGACGAAGAAGCGACAAAUUGGGAGACGCCGGAAGGAAUUGCCGAGCAGAAAGAAAUUGCAGAGAAAAUCGAAACUGUAAGCCUGAAAAAUAGAAAAAAACAUCUAAAAUUCGUUCAGGUAAUGAAAAGUUACAAAAAGUACGCGCCGGAUACGGAUCUAUUGAGGAGUUUGCUCGCACAAAAGUGCGAUUUCAUCUUUUACGAGUUCUACAGCGGAAACAUUGCCAGAGAGUUGGUUUUUUCCGCGAAUGUUUUCAAAGUAUUCAAUUUUUUCACUUUUUCAGCAUGUCCGAACGUUUCCAAGCGGGAAUCACGCAGCGAAACGAGGAGGCGAACCGAGAUUAUAUGUGCUUCCUGCGAAAACUAUACAGUCUGUUCACCGAGAAGCACAAGGCGCUGUUCGCGCAGCUGCUGCUCGGCCAGUGGCAAAAGUUCAACACCGACUACACGCCGUACUUUGAGAGCAUCUGCCGGGUACGCUCUCGGCGAACGGUCUCUCAAAACCGUCGAAUAGUUGCAGGACUUUGACGACAUUUUGUCGAGCGCGCUGCUGAAGUUGACGGCCGACGAGAACGCGUUGGAAGUGGUCGAUCCGAUCCGCUGGAGCAUCAUCAUCUCGCCGCCCGCCUCCUGCGUCAAAAUGCUCUUCCAGAGCCUCCUCCGCCCCGAAAUAAUGCCAACGGUGCUCGGAAUCUGUCACUCGAUCCCAAUGUAUUUCCACGAGCGCCCGUUGCGAAUGUGGCACACCGAGUUCGAGGUGGACCAGUUGGAGCCAGUCAUGACCGCUGUUUUGCGACGUUUGAUCUUCAAGUGCCGGUCGGAAACGAUGGAGGCCGCGCAGUGGGACAAUCUGGAGACGCUGGCCCUCGCGCUUUGUGAUCCAGUAUGAUUAGUGACCACAAUUCCGAUUAUAAAUUCAUGUUUUUAAUUUCAGAACGCCCCCGAUCCGGGACCUCUGAUGGAUCAUCACUCGGUAUUGACGGUCGUGCUGGCGGAUCUGUACACCCCCAACCGAAUCCCCGCCAAAUCCGUCGAGCUGCUCGUCCGAAUCGCCGCGCGCAUCCUCAACGCCGCCUCCGGAAUGCCAUUCAACAAGCAGUUUGCCGUGUCCCGCCGCGAGCAACCGAAAGAAUCGCUGUUCAUGACGCCCACCAUCAUCCAUCUGAUGCUCCAGCUCAUUCGAGAUUACGCGCAGAGCGAGGAGCGCAUUGUCGCCGCCGCUGUUCAGUGUCUCAAGUCAAUCGGCGCGCGAAUGUCCGAGGUUUUUGCGGUGUUCGACGAGGAGACGCGCGAGCGACUGAUCGGAGAGCUCGCCGAGCUGCCCUGGUGGAUCGAGUACGCCUUUUUCACGUGGUUCUCGUCGGUGCUCAAACCAGAGAGUCGCCGAGUUCCGCACGCCGUCCUCGUGGCGUUGCUCUCGGAAAACGAGCAGUUUGAGGCGAAGCCGGGCACGGAGCACUGCGAUCUGCUCACCUCGCUCGUCGAGUUGGCACUGUUCGACGUGGAUUGUGCGACAGAGCUGCUGCAUGAGUGCUCGCUGAUCAAGAUCGACGGGAAGGUGGUGGAGAGUUUGACGAAGGCGUUGGCGGAGAGUUGCGGAAUGAAAAUGGCGUUGGGCGGCGCGAAUCGACACUUGAUCGGACCGUUCUUUCUCGAUGUUCUGACGGUGAAGGAGAUUCCGGCUGAAAAUGUCGAGCUGGAACUCCAACGUCUUCUCGUGCUCAUUCCCGCGGCUUCAACUCCUCCGCCAACUACUACGGUCGCCAGUGCUUCGCUUCUCGAGGCGACACUCAAUAUUCCAGCUCUCGAUGAGCCGAUCGUCGAGUGUGGAACAUGGCCGAGCACGCCCCGUAAGACUUUUUGCUGAAAGCCAUGAAAAAAUUUCCAAUUUUCAGCACUGAUAAUUCUGGAGACGUCGUUUAGCGAGGAGAUGCGCCUCCGCCGCUGGUACGACCGAGAGACUCGUCGGCGCGCGGCCGAACGCGUACAGGAGCGAAUGGACCGUCUGCAGGCGACGUGGCGCGAGAGCAUCGCGUACAAGCAAUGCGAGGUGAAGACGCAGGCGUGGAUCGACCACAAGACGAAGCGGGCGAAGGAGGAGGAGAUCUACUUCCGACGCCGCGGCUGCCGACGAUCCGUAGACGAAGAGAUGUCGCCGGAGGAGGAGGAGAGCUGCUUCUCGCCGAUCGGAUGGCAAGAGAGGGAGGAGCUCGCCGCGGCGCUCUCCUGA
Messenger RNA from Caenorhabditis sp. 36 PRJEB53466, 2244 nucleotides. NCBI's taxonomy places the organism in Eukaryota, Metazoa, Nematoda, Chromadorea, Rhabditida, Rhabditidae. The record is from the annotation of a GenBank genome assembly.